AUGACCGACACAAAAGAGACGCAGACCGCGCCUCCUUCGUAUAGUGCCAGGUCUUCACGCCUUCCAGAGGAGGACAUGUCUGUCGGUAGGUACUUGGCUACACGGGUUUCUUCCUUGCGUCCCCCUAUGAACAAGGCCCCAAAUCCUAUCAAGGCCUUGAUGUUGUUGAAUAAACAGCAAUGGCUAUUUUUCUUGGUCGCCUUCUGUGGCUGGACUUGGGACGCGUUUGAUUUCUUUUCCGUCUCGAUUUCUUUGACCAGUCUGGCUAAAUACUUUGACCGUCCCAAUUCGGAGAUUACCUGGGGUAUUACUCUCGUGCUGAUGCUGCGUUCCGUCGGCGCCAUCAUCUUCGGUAUCUUGUCUGAUCGCUACGGCCGGAAAUGGCCCUUUGUCGCCAACAACGUUCUCUUCAUCAUCUUGGAAUUGGGUACCGGUUUCUGUCAGACAUACAACCAAUUUUUGGCAUGCCGUGCGCUUUUCGGGAUUGCCAUGGGUGGUUUGUAUGGUAACAUUGCUGCCACCGCUUUGGAGGAUUGUCCCCCUGAGGCGCGUGGAAUUAUCUCCGGAAUGUUGCAACAAGGUUAUGCUUUUGGUUACUUGCUCGUCACUGCAUUUGCGCGUGGCCUUGUCGACACCACGCCGCAUGGGUGGCGCCCUCUUUUCUGGUUCGGUGCUUGCCCACCUGUGUUGUUCAUUAUUUUCCGUCUGUGCUUGCCCGAGACCCAGGCUUACCAGAGUCGCGAACGAGUACGAAAUUCUCUGGCUGGUGGUGUCGCUGGCACUUUCCUGUCGGAGGGCAAAGUGGCUGUCAAGAAUCAUUGGAAGCUGCUGAUAUAUAUUGUUCUGUUGAUGGCUGGAUUUAACUUUCUGUCUCAUGGCUCUCAGGAUAUCUACCCUACUAUGCUUUCCGCGCAAUUCGGUUUCUCCGCCAACGCCGUAACGGUUACUCAAGUCGUUGCCAACCUCGGUGCCAUGACUGGCGGUACUCUCUGUGGAUGGGCUAGUCAAAUCUUCGGUCGACGAUUCUCUAUUAUCGUGAUCGCCAUCGUCGGGGGCGCGCUUCUCUAUCCCUACGAUUUCAUUACCGACAAAUCCGUCAUCGCGGCUGCUUUCUUCGAACAGUUCUGUGUACAGGGUGCUUGGGGUGUGAUUCCAAUUCACUUGAUGGAACUGGCACCCGGACCCAUUCGUACCUUCGCUGUUGGUACCGCAUAUCAGCUAGGUAACUUGGUUUCAUCAGCAUCUUCAACCAUCGAGUCCACUAUUGGUGAACGAUUCCCCUUACCACCGACAAAGACUGGCGCAAAACGCUACGACUACGGCAAAGUUAUUUGCAUCUUCAUGGGAUGUGUGUAUGCGUACGUCAUUAUUGUCACAUUCUUUGGUCCUGAGAACUUAGGUCGCGAAUUCGAUGCUGAGCAUGAUGAGGAUUUGAAUGAGGCCGCUGCUCGUCGUAUGUAUGAGAAGGAUCCGGAGAAGGCCGCCGUCCAGCAUGUGGAGUGA
This is a messenger RNA of Talaromyces marneffei, 1503 nucleotides long. RefSeq lists its product as uncharacterized. Lineage: Eukaryota; Fungi; Ascomycota; Eurotiomycetes; Eurotiales; Trichocomaceae. The record is from RefSeq and is a predicted model, not a curated record. The transcript is spliced from 3 exons. Gene Ontology annotation, biological process: plasma membrane lactate transport. Gene Ontology annotation, cellular component: plasma membrane. Gene Ontology annotation, molecular function: secondary active monocarboxylate transmembrane transporter activity. The coding region runs from base 1 to 1503 and encodes 500 amino acids.